GGGCCAGGACCCAGCCCCUAGUCUCCAUAGGCCCCGGCUCCCUCCUGUACCCAAAGCCUGUACACCCCGGGCCCAACCCCACUCACACCAUCCCUCCUGCCCCUUCCAGAUGCUGAACCUACUGGUGCUGGCCCUGCCCAUCCUGGGGAGCUGGGUCCAUGCGGCCCCUGCCCCAGGCCAGGCCUCAGAGUGAGCAGGGAUCGUAGGGGGCCAGGAGGCCCCUGAGAGCAAGUGGCCCUGGCAGGUGAGCCUGCGGCAGCACACUCACUUCUGGAUGCACGUCUGUGGGGGCUCCCUCAUCCACCCCCAGUGGGUGCUGACGGCGGCACACUGCGUGGGACCGGAAGUCCAGGACUUGGCUGACUUUAGGGUGCGGCUGCGGGAGCAGCAUCUCUAUUACCACGACAAGCUGCUGCCUGUGAGCAGGAUAAUCCCCCACCCCGGCUUCUACAUGGCCACCACCGGGGCAGACAUUGCCCUGCUGGAGCUCGAGGAGCCCGUGAACAUCUCUCACAGUGUCCACUCCAUCACCCUGCCCCCGGCCUCAGAGACGUUCCCCCCGGGGACGCCGUGCUGGGUGACAGGCUGGGGUGAUGUGGACAAUGAUGUGGGGCUCCCCCCACCAUUCCCCCUGGAGGAGGUGGAAGUCCCCAUAGCGGAAAACCACAUUUGUGAUGCAAAAUACUACAUGGGGCUCUACACAGGUGACAAUGUUCCCAUUGUUCAUGAUGACAUGUUGUGUGCUGGGAAUGAAAAGCAUGACUCCUGCCAGGGCGACUCUGGAGGGCCCCUGGUCUGCAAGGUGAAUGGAACGUGGCUGCAGGCCGGCGUGGUGGGCUGGGGCGAUGGCUGUGCUCAGCCCAACCGGCCGGGCAUUUACACCCGCGUCACCCACUACUUGGACUGGAUCCACCACUAUGUCCCCAAGGAGCCCUGAGCCAGGUCCAGAGGGCUGCCACCCAGGUCACUAGAGGACCCAGCACCUUCCUGUCCCAACACCGCUGCUUCCUACCCAGCUGGGCUCCAGCCCCACACACCUUCCCUGUCCUUCUGUCCUGAUCCCAGUCCCAGUUCCCAGCCCCCGCUCUGUCCC
Molecule: messenger RNA, 1093 nt
Organism: Otolemur garnettii (small-eared galago)
Lineage: Eukaryota; Metazoa; Chordata; Mammalia; Primates; Galagidae
Product: tryptase alpha/beta-1
Exons: 5
Biological process (GO): proteolysis
Molecular function (GO): serine-type endopeptidase activity
Source: RefSeq, a predicted model, not a curated record